AUGACUGACCCGCAGCCCUUGCCUGAGCUCGUGCUAAAGCGCAUCGACUGCUUCAAGCGGUUCGCCCGACCAGGGGCAGCAGAUUGCGACCAUCCUGAACCGGAUCCUCGCGCAGCACCUCGCUCUGCCCGAGGACACCAUCUCCGCGGUCCAGCGGCCGGCCUAGCCGUCCGGCAUGACCAUCCGCCUCAUCGAGACCUUUUCGAGCCCCGCCGACGAGGACCUCCGCACGAGCUUGGCGCACCACACCGACUUUGGCACCGCUCACGCUUGCUGGCCAACGUCGUCGGCGGGCUGCAGGUCCGGAGGCGUGGCGGUCGGCGCGCCCGCGCGGCCGGGCAGGCUCAUGGCGAACCUUGGCGCGGUGGAUAG
This is a messenger RNA of Cordyceps fumosorosea ARSEF 2679, 372 nucleotides long. RefSeq lists its product as hypothetical. NCBI's taxonomy places the organism in Eukaryota, Fungi, Ascomycota, Sordariomycetes, Hypocreales, Cordycipitaceae. The record is from RefSeq and is a predicted model, not a curated record. Bases 1 to 372 code for a protein of 123 amino acids. The transcript has a single exon.